This is a messenger RNA of Priapulus caudatus, 1867 nucleotides long. Its product is annotated as chitobiosyldiphosphodolichol beta-mannosyltransferase-like. Gene Ontology annotation, cellular component: endoplasmic reticulum. The record is from RefSeq and is a predicted model, not a curated record. Gene Ontology annotation, molecular function: mannosyltransferase activity. NCBI's taxonomy places the organism in Eukaryota, Metazoa, Priapulida, Priapulimorpha, Priapulimorphida, Priapulidae.
AAACAGGAGGUGGUCGGAAUUUGUGUUGUUAGUCAACGUUUUUGUGGUUAUUGUUGGUGUUUUUGCCCAUUUCGGCAUGGCUAGCGAGGGACGUAAAGUCGGGCGAGUAUGUGUCGUUGUACUGGGAGACGUAGGUCACAGUCCUCGCAUGCAGUAUCAUGCAUUGUCCUUAGCACGAGAAGGCUUCCAAGUUGAUCUUGUAGGAUAUGGAGGGUCCCGGCCCCAUGAAGAUUUAUUGGAUAACAAGGGUAUUCAGAUUCACACCAUGAGGAGUCCUCCAGAAUUUCGUGCAUAUAUGCCACGUCUCAUGAGCUACGCAGCUAAAGUUCUGUGGCAAAUUAUGGCACUUUUCUUCACCCUCAUCUUGCUGAAACGCCCUUCACAUAUUCUAGUCCAGAAUCCGCCUGCUAUACCAAGCCUAGCUGUGGUGUGGAUCGUGUCGUGUAUGCGCAAAUCAGCCAUGAUUAUCGACUUCCACAAUUAUGGAUACACGAUUCUUGCAAUGUCGCUCGGUGCAACACACCCAUUAGUGCGCUUCUCAAAAUGGUAUGAGGGCUUUUUCGGUGUGAGAGCCACUGCGAGUAUGUGUGUCACUCAAGCUAUGAAAGCUCACCUAGACCACCAAUGGAACAUAACGUCGACGGUUCUGUACGACCGACCAGCAGAGUUAUUCCACAGCAUCUCUGUAGAAGAGAAGCAUUGGCUAUUCAUAAAGCUAUCCAAGGAUUAUUCCGUCUUUAGAAAGGGCCCUUUAAAGGAGCACUAUACCAAAUUGAUUUCGAACAAGGUCUUCCAGCAUGUAAAGUUCUGCACACCAUGGCUGAGUGCAGAAGAUUAUCCAAAACUGCUCGCCUGCGCAGAUCUCGGUGUGUGCCUACACACCUCCUCCAGUGGUCUCGAUCUUCCCAUGAAGGUUGUGGACAUGUUUGGAGUUGGGCUACCCGUGUGUGCUAUUCAGUUUAAUUGCCUCAAUGAACUCGUCAAACAUGAGCAUAACGGACUGGUUUUCCAAAACGAAAACGAACUGUCCGCCCAACUGCAGGAGCUGCUGUCGAACUUUCCCGAUUCGUCGGAGAAGCUGCGCAGGUUGCGGGAGAACGUGGUGGCGUUCCAGGCCGUCGGCUGGCACCAGAGCUGGCGCCUCGCCGCCUACCAGCUGUUCGGAGGAAGCUGAACACAGGGGGCGCUGCGUCAGACGUCCACUCACAGGGUGCGCUGCGUCAGACGUCCACUCACAGGGGGCGCUGCGUCAGACGUCCACUCACACGCCGUCGAAUCAAUUUGCUCGAGAACCGAUUAGGCCGUGACGGUAACGGUCGACGCCUUGUCGUCAUCGUCGGUGGAUUUCGUGAGACCGUUAAGAUGUUACCGUGUUAUAUUGUGAGACGUAGUGUAUACUUCGUCAGAAGUGGAUUUUACGAGCGAGGUGACAAAGUUAUGUGGGUGUCUCACUAGUAUUACGAGUAUUAAGUGAUAAAGUGAUGAGUUAUUUACACGAGUAUUAAGUAAUAAAAGUUUAAAGUUUUCACUCUAAGAAAGUUCACUUUCUCACAAGAGUGACAAAGUUAUGUCACUCUUGUCUUAAUGUCAGUUCCUCUCAUGAGGAAAUAUGACAAGCUUGGUAAACAUCGGACGAAUUUUCGUUUCGGAAAACCGGUCGCACGGCAGCGGCAAUCGCCUCUCCGCUGUUCAGCAUGGUUUCACACAGGACUUGUGACAUUGGAAUUAAUUGUGGUAUUAAAUAAUCAGACCUACUUUACUUCAGGACUUGUGACGUCAAGCUACGAAAUAGUCGUAUCGUUGACAAUCAUGAGUGUUCAACCAUGGAAUUAAUUGUGGUAUUUAGUAAACAGAUUUACUUUAACAA